AUGGGAAAGUCUAAGGUGGCUCCGGAAAAAAGACUUUCAAUUCCACGACUUGAGUUAUGUGGGGCGGUAUUACUUGCUCGCUGUCUGGAACAUAUCAGUACCAACCUAAAUGCCAUUCCAAUUGAAGCCACGACUGCAUGGUCCGAUUCAACCGUAGUCUUGGCUUGGAUUCAGACACCUACAGCAAAACUCAAGACGUCUGUGGCAAAUCGAGUUGCCAAAAUUCAGCACAUGACGUCUCCGAAGAUUUGGAGACACGUACCUACAGCACACAACCCUGCAGACUGUGCGUCCCGAGGUGUAACCCCAAAAGAGCUAGUGGACCAUCAGAUUUGGUGGGGCGGUUCAGUAUUUCUCACCCAACCAACAAAUACCUGGCCUCCGGUGACACCUAUCACGUGUCUGGAUAAGAUGGAACAUCAAGUCGAGGAGAAACAACUUGCUCUUUUAAUCACUAAGUCCGUAGAGGAAUGUCAACUAUUGUAUGCAUCAGCAGAACUUCCGAAAGUUCUACGUCUCACCGCCUAUUGGUUACGAUUUCGAAGAAAUCUGUCACACCGACCCAUCUCCUUUGAUCAUUCCAAACCACUAGGAGCAAAGGAAAAGGAGGAAGCAUUGCACGCCCUAAUCCGAUGGGUCCAAAAGGUACAUUUCGCAGAGGAUUUGAAACGUCUCACGUCAGGAGAGCCCUGUACCCAUAAACUGCUAUUACUUGGAACUUAUCUAGAUUCGGAAGAGAGUCUUCUCAGGGUGGGCGGUCGCCUCCGGUCCUCUGACCUUCCAUAUGAGACAAAGCAUCCCAUCCUGUUACCAAAACAAUCUCCAUUAACUGUCCUACUCAUUGAUUACAUCCACCGCCUGCAUUGUCAUCCUGGGGCGCAAACCACCCAAAAUAUUUUGCACCAAAAGUUUUGGAUAAUAGCGGCCCGAGGCGCCAUUCGUAAACAUCUCCGCCAGUGCAUACCCUGUUUCCGCACCAGACCAAAACCGAUGCAACCGAGCAUGGGAGAUUUACCCCGACCACGACUAGUCGGAACUAAGGUUUUUACACAUGUAGGAGUGGAUUUCGCCGGACCGUUUUUGGUAAAGGCUGCCUUACUCCGACGUGUACAGACAACCAAGGUUCGCUCAAAAUGGGGCAAAGACCAAUGCAAUCUUGAACCUGGGGACCUAGUAAUUAUAAAAGAGCCGACACCACCUCUUACCUGGAAGACUGCACGGGUGAUGGAAGUACACCCAGGAGAGGAUAAGAUUGUACGCGUUGCUACAGUUCGAAUUGCAAAUCGAACGGUGAUCAAACGUCCGGUGGUUAAAUUGUGUCGCUUACCACUCGUAUUGUGA
Messenger RNA from Macrosiphum euphorbiae (potato aphid), 1341 nucleotides. NCBI's taxonomy places the organism in Eukaryota, Metazoa, Arthropoda, Insecta, Hemiptera, Aphididae. The record is from the annotation of a GenBank genome assembly.